CAGCCCCCGCCCGCCGGCGCCCUCCGUCCCCUCCCCCGGGCGGGAGGAGGAGACUCCGCGGCCCUCCCUCGGCCUCCAGGCGUCGGCUGCGGCCAGCAGCGUGCCCGCUCCACCCAGCCGCAGCGGCCGGACGUCCAGAGCCCGGCGGCCCCGGCCCGAGAUCCAACGAGGGGUCCCCCACCUGGUGACCAGGAGCGCUGUGGGGCGUGGCAGCCAUCAUGCCACGGAGUAUCGCUCCUGUACCGCCUUGCUACCGCUGUCCCUAAGUCGGGCUGCGAGUUCGAGCCCAGCGCCCUCCUGCCCGCACCAUGAGCCACGGGCCGAGUCCUCGUCUGAUCGAGUCUCCACAGCUGUCCAAGGGCAGCCUCCUGACUAUCCUAGGCAGCCCGUCGCCCGAGCGCAUGGGGCCUGCUGACUCUCUGCCACCCACGCCGUCCAGCGGUACACCCUCCCCGGGACCACCGCCCGCACUGCCCUUGCCGCCGCCUCCCGCGCUGCUGGCGGAUGGGGACUGGGAGAGCCGCGAGGAGCUGCGGCUGCGGGAGCUGGAGGAGGCGCGCGCGCGGGCUGCGCAGAUGGAGAAGACGAUGCGCUGGUGGUCGGACUGCACGGCCAAUUGGCGCGAGAAGUGGAGCAAAGUGCGCGCCGAGCGCAAUCGCGCACGCGAAGAGGUUCGCCAGCUGCGCCAGCGCCUGGACGCGCUCACCAAAGAGCUGGCAGGAGCGCGGCGCGAACGCCAGGAGGCGCAGGGCGAGUGCGAGGCUCGGGGCCGCGAGCUGGCGCGGCUGCGGGGCGCCCGGGUUGCUGUGGAUAAGAUUCACGACGGCUCGGAGCCCGAUGCUGAGCGGGAGCGUGAGCCUGUGCGCGACAUCGGGUCGGAGAGGCCGCAGGACAGCCAGGAGCUGGAGCUGGUGGAGACCCUGCUGAAGAGCAGACCAGAGGAGCCCGAGGGCUGCUGGGAGACGCGCAGCAUUGGGGCUGGAGCCCCAAGGGGCAGCUCAGGCCGCCAGGAGCGCAGCCGGCUCCCCUGGGAGGACACAGGCGCCACUGAGGAUGACGCCUCCAAGUUGACUGCCCUGCGGCUGCGGCUGGAUGAGUCCCAGAAGGUGUUGCUCAAGGAACGAGAGGACAAACUGGCACUGAGCAGAAACAUCGAGAAGUUGGAGGGAGAGCUCAGCCAGUGGAAGAUCAAGUAUGAGGAGCUGAGCAAGACCAAGCAGGAGAUGCUCAAGCAGCUUAGCAUCCUGAAGGAGGCACACCAGGACGAGCUGGGCCGCAUGUCCGAAGACCUAGAGGAUGAGCUGGGCGCGCGGUCCAGCAUGGACAGGAAGAUGGCUGAGCUGAGGGGCGAGAUGGAGCGGCUGCAGGCUGAGAAUGCGGCUGAGUGGGGCCGCCGAGAGCGGCUAGAGACUGAGAAGCUGGGCCUGGAGCGGGAGAACAAGAAGCUGCGGGCGCAGGUCGGAGACCUGGAGGAGGCCCUGGCCCGGCGCCGGCGGCAGACAACCAGUGCCCUGGACUGCGACCUGCGGGCCAGCCAGGCCGCACUCUUCGAGAAGAACAAGGAGCUGGCAGACCUGAAGCACGUACAUGGCAAGCUGAAGAAACAGUUCCAGGAGAAAGUGGCUGAGCUGGCCCAUGCUAACCGCCGGGUGGAGCAGCAUGAAGCUGAGGUGAAGAAGCUGCGGCUGCGGGUGGAGGAGCUCAAGAAAGAGCUGGCCCAGGCUGAGGAUGAGCUGGAUGAGGCCCACAACCAGGCACGGAAGCUGCAGCGGUCUCUGGACGAGCAGACAGAGCAGAGCGAGAACCUGCAGGUGCAGCUGGAACACCUGCAGUCCAGACUCCGCAGGCAGCAGCAGAAUGCCCCCCUCUUCGGGAAGAUCCGCAGUGCCCGCUUUGGCACUGAGGAGGCAGGGGAUGGAGCCAGCGACCUGGACGAGGAUGAGGACCUGCAAAUCCAGGUGGCCUAGGGCCUCCCAGGGCUGCAUGGGACUGGCCCAGAGCCACAAGCCCAGCCCCUAGACCCCCAGACUGAUGCAGCUGGCUGUGCUUGCGCUGGGUCCCAACCCUGAUCGCUGAACCCACCUCUUCUCUCCCAAGAGAAUAUGGGUGCCCCUCCUCACCCAACCCCACCCCAGCGCUCCUGUGGAAGGGAACCCUGUUUUCUACAUAUGUGUGCCCAGGACUCCUUGGGCCCUUUUGGUUUUAUAAACAAAGGACUGCUCAAGGCCAGUCCAGGGGACCCCACCCACCCAGGCUUUGUGCAGAGUGGGCCAGGUCAGGGAAGUGUACAGGGACCCCAGCUCGGCGCCCCUUGUCACACCUUAGUGAUCUGGGGGACCUGUUCAUGAUACAACUUGAUGAACCCAAGCUUUUGUAAUAAAUGGAGUUCAAGUUC
Molecule: messenger RNA, 2395 nt
Organism: Octodon degus (degu)
Lineage: Eukaryota; Metazoa; Chordata; Mammalia; Rodentia; Octodontidae
Gene: Ccdc102a
Product: coiled-coil domain containing 102A
Exons: 9
Coding region: 309-1967 (552 amino acids)
Cellular component (GO): myosin complex
Source: RefSeq, a predicted model, not a curated record